Molecule: messenger RNA, 1605 nt
Organism: Nicotiana tabacum (common tobacco)
Lineage: Eukaryota; Viridiplantae; Streptophyta; Magnoliopsida; Solanales; Solanaceae
Product: putative WRKY transcription factor 40
Biological process (GO): regulation of DNA-templated transcription
Molecular function (GO): sequence-specific DNA binding; DNA-binding transcription factor activity
Source: RefSeq, a predicted model, not a curated record
UCUUCCAACUCUCAACUUGAAUACAUUUUUAUACUUUUCUCUUGAUUUUCUUCUUACCUUCCUACAACUUGGUCUUCUAGACUUCUUCCUUAGUUCACUAUUUAAACCUUCUAAUUCAUUCAGUCGAUAUCAGUUUGAAAAAGCAAACGUUUCUGAAUUAAAGAGGAAAUCAUUUUACUUGAUAUUUCUUAGAAGAAAAUUUAAAAAAGCAAUGGAAUUUACAAGUUUAGUUGAUACUUCUUUGGAUCUGAAUUUUAGACCUCUUCGAGUUCCUGAUGGAGUACCGAAACAAGAAGUUGAGAGUAAUUUUAUUGGGCUUGGAAUAGAUCACACGCCAGUCAAGGAUGAGGCAAGUGAUUUGUUAGAGGAACUAAAUAGAGUAAGUGCUGAAAACAAGAAGCUGACGGAGAUGUUAACAGUGAUGUGCCAGAAUUACAAUGCAUUGAGAAACCAAGUAACGGAGUAUAUGAGCAAGCACAAUACUACUGCUACUACUACUUCAGCUGAUGAUCAUAGCGCUGGAUCAAAGAAAAGAAAAUCUGAAAACAAUGAAAUAUUGAAAUCAAUUCAAGGAGAGAGUAGCUCAAGUGAUGAAGACAACUCUUGUACAAAGAAACCAAGAGAAGAGCACAUUAAAACUAAGACAACUAGAGUUUAUGUUAGAACUGAACCAUCUGAUACUUCUCUUAUUGUGAAGGAUGGAUAUCAAUGGAGGAAAUAUGGUCAGAAAGUAACAAGAGACAGCCCAUCUCCAAGAGCUUAUUUCAAGUGUUCUUUUGCUCCUACCUGCCUCGUUAAAAAGAAGGUGCAGAGAAGCGUAGAAGAUCAGUCAAUUCUAGUGGCAACAUAUGAAGGAGAACACAACCAUUCACAUCCCUCUAAAAUGGACGCCGUUACAACUUCCCCGUCAAGCCGUUUAAACGGGAAGAGUACUCUUGGGGUUACUGCUUCAGUGCCAUGUCAGACUCUCAACAGCACAGAACCCAAAAACAUGUUACAAAUUGAAGAUAAGAAAGUGGCUAGUAGUACAAGUACUAGUACUGUAGGUGGACAUAAGCGCAAAUCAUUAUCAGGAGGAGCUGAUAAUAAUAAUCAUCAAAAUAGACCAGAGUUUCAGCAUUUUUUGAUUGAACAAAUGGCUACUUCCUUGACAAAAGAUCCAAGUUUUCAAGCUGCCUUAGCUGCCGCCAUUUCGGGAAAAUUCCUACCAAAUAAUCACACGGAUAAAUAAAUUAUUAAAUAAAACCAAACCUCAUUAUUGAUGAUUGGUGGACAGACAGACAGUUGUUCAGUGUUUUUGACUCAUUGAAAGGUUCCAGAGAAACACAGCCCACCGCACUCCCCCACUAGAAAAUGUUGUAAAAUGUAAAUACUGUUAUUGUCUCUUAGGGACAUAGUAGGUUGGACUAGGAGGUGCACGUGGGAAUGGGAUCUUGAUUUGGGCUAAUUUUCCAUGGCAGCCAAAAUUGGUUAGGUCUCAAUUUACUCUGAGUCUCACAACAUCGAGAUUUUGGAGGACUUAGAUUAUCGUUGUUGAAUUCGGUGAUUUCUGCAAUAUACGAAAUAAGGUUUAAAAUUCUAUACUUGAUCAGAUUUGAAUUGCUA